GCCCUCAAGGACCGAGACGCGCGCAUCGCGUCGCUCGAGAGCGAGCUGGGCGUGAUGGAGACGGAGUUCCAGCGCGAGCUCGACAAGUUGAGCUCGGCUGAGAGCGAGACGGCGUCGUUCUGGCAGGCCAAGUGCGCCGCGCUCGGCCAGCAGCUGCAGCAGGCCAACACCGAGGUGGGCAUGCUGCGCGCCGAGACGGAGCUGCGCGGCGCCGAGCGCGAGGAGCUGCGCGCGCGCCUGGCCGACGCGCGGCGCGACGUCUACGAGCGCGAUGACGAGAUCCGCGACCUGCGCGGCCAGAUCCGCGGCCUCAAGGAGUGGGUCAGCACCAGCACCCGCUCCGACGGCCAGGCCCAGACUAGCGACGAGGUGUUUGGCGACGGCAUGGCUAGGCUCGGGAACGGGCUCCAGAACUGGGUUUUGGUCAACUUUCGGCGAGCCAAGAUUGACCUAGCCAAAGCCGACGAAGCUACAAUGUCAGAACUCAGCCGCCUGGUCCCCAUGUAUGAAGACCUCGCAUCGACAGCUAAGGUCCACCUAAUCCAGUCCAUGAUUUCGCGCCUGCUCGUGGACCUGGUGUUUAACACCUAUUUCAUCGGCCUGUCCAGCGAGCAGGCCGAGCAAGUCACGGAGGUAGAGAGCUUCCUCGGCUCAUUCGCAUCGUCGCCAGAGACGAUUAACCAAUGGCGGUCUCUGACGCUCACCAUCCUGAAGAAAGCGGCCGGCGAGAAGAUGCAGGCAGAGACGGCCAGCAUCACAGACACGGUCAUGUCACGGGUCAACGACAUGCUGGACGCCAUCACGGACACCCGCGCGGCCGAGCCGCGCGACCAGGGCCUGCGGGCGCUCGUCGGCAGCGCCAUCGAGCUCUCGCAGCUCUUGGCCGUGCAGAAGGCCGUGCUCAAGGUCAGUAUGCCCGAGAUCCUGCCGCACCAGCGCGUCAUGUUCGACGCCUCGACCAUGGAGGACAUUGGCGGCGAGGACGAGGACGGCCUGGCCGAGAGGGACAUUUGUUGCGUCACGUUUCCGGGCAUCAUCAAGAUCGGCGACGAGAGCGGAGGCCACCUGCAGUACAGAAAUGUCAUCACCAAGGCCCGGGUUCUUUGCAGUCCCGAGUGA
Molecule: messenger RNA, 1119 nt
Organism: Lasiosphaeria miniovina
Lineage: Eukaryota; Fungi; Ascomycota; Sordariomycetes; Sordariales; Lasiosphaeriaceae
Exons: 3
Source: RefSeq, a predicted model, not a curated record